UAAUGUGUAGAUCUUCAAGUCCAGGAAUCUAGUCUUUCUAGCAGACCUGAGCUGAAGCCACACCUCUAAAGCAUAAAUGGCCACAACUCAAAAUCUGCAUGAAGCUUGACAGAAACUUGUUUCCUUUAAGGUUCCUCAGCAGAUCAGCUUUAAGCUGUGAAGUUCUUCAAAUAAAAUCUGACUAAAAUAAUCCACAGGUGAGUGGGUGGAGUUAAAGCCAGCCUUCACAGAAGUAAAUGACAAAAUAAGAACAAAAGAAAAUAAUUAAUCAAGCAAAUCAUGACACCAUCCUGAAAAUGUGUCUGUUUAUUUAAACAAAAAUAUCCAUAACUGGAUAUUUGAAACACUCAAAGGAAAUUGUUAAAUUAAAUUUGAACCUUGCCUUAAGGUUGACUUAGAAGUUAGAUUGUUCAAAGGAAUUUGCUUCAUAUAUAAGGUAUUGAAACUGUUGUCAACGUUUUGUAUGCAAUAUAUUUUUUCAUGCUUUAUAGUAAUAAUCCGUUGAGUUCUAUGUUGUCUGUCACUAAGAGCAGUCAAUAUUUCACCCACUUCUUUUCCUUCCAUCCUCCUUCUCCAGUUUUUAUCUUAAGAUUACUGACAUUGUAAUCCCCCGUUGUUUCCUGGAAACCUUUCAGCACUUGUUGUCUUCUUUUCCUUCUAAUUACAGUUUUCUAGUUCGCUCACAAAAAAACCAAAAACAACAAAAAAAAAUGUCCCUGCCGGUGUUGAAAACUAAUGAGCUAAAACAUUACAGCCAUAAAUCCGGUGAGCAGUCCGGGCUGGAUCGGCCCUUCUUCCCUCUCUUUUUCGGAUGUUACAGAUAAAUAUGCUGCAGAUCCCAUGCUGCAAAUGCUUGGCAGACAUUUCAAUUCCUGCUGGAUGAGAAGGGGAUCUGUGUGUGUGUGUUUCUCUCUCUCUCUUUUCUUACUGGCAACAACAUCUCUGCUGCUGGCAGGAGUCACCAGAAUAAAAACAGCAACACCAGACUCAGAGGGGGGAAAAGCAAAGUGAUCCACUGAACAAGAGACGCUGCCCUCUCAUGAUCACGCCAAGCGCCGUAUCUUUUAUCUUUCCCCGCCGCUCUCAGUGAAGCGGUAAUUAGCCAGAGGAGAAUAAAAGCAGCCGAUCAGGAGAGGGGUGGUGCAUUUUGGAGUGAGAUGGCUAACAGAAACACUCUGGUGCUCCUGUGUGGACUCUUCCUCUCAGCACUGAUCCUGCCCUCUCUUCAAGGAGGUGUAUACAUACCACCCGGGGCUGGACUUGGACCAGGAGGUACCGGACCAGGAACUGGAUUUUUCCCAGGGUCUGCUGGAGGAGGUUACAAACCAGCUAAAGCUCCAGUUGGAGGUUAUGGACCUGGAGGUCAAGGUUUAGGCGGUGGUGGUUUGGUGCCAAGAGGUGUUGGGCCAGGAGGACUUGGUAUUGGAGGACUGCCAACAGGGCAAGGUGGAAAAGCCCCUAAGCCGGGUUAUGGAAAUCUUGGAGUUGGAGGCCAUGGAGGAGGUGGUUAUGGAGGAUAUGGAGGAGGAACUGGGGGCUUUUUCCCAGGAGCUGGACAGAAAGCUGCCAAAAGAGCUCCUGUGAUUCCUCAGACAGGCCUUCCAGGAGGAGGAGGAGGAGGAGGUGGAGGAGUAGGAGGGGCUGGAGGAAAGAAAGCUGCCAAAGUGCCAGGUGUGGGUGUUCCUGGACUCUAUCAAGGGGGAUUAAUGCAAGGACAAGGAUUUAAUGGUCGUGGAGUUUUGCCUGGGGUGCCCACUGGAACUGACCUCAAUCCCAAAUCUAGAGUCCAUGGACAGAUGCAGCCAGGAGUGUUUCAUGGCUACCCACUGAAAUCCCCUUCAGCACAAGGGGGCUAUGGAGCGAAACCUGGAGGUGCGAAGCUUCCAUAUGGUUAUGGACCUUUUGGUAAUGUUGGAGCUGGUCUUCCAGGAGGUGCUGGUGGCACUGCAGGUGGUGGAGUAACUGGCGGGCUGUAUCCUGGGCAGUUGCCAGGAGCAGGGUUUGGAGCUGGAUCCAAGGCAGCCAAGUAUGGAACUGGAGGGCAACUUGGUACUGGGGGACAACUUGGAACUGGGGGGCAACUUGGUACUGGGGGACAACUUGGAACUGGAGGACAGCUUGGAACUGGAGGACAGCUUGGAACUGGCGGAUUUGGAACGCUAGGGGGAGGUGGUGGAUAUUCUCCUGCUUCAAAAGCUGCCAAAUAUGGAGUUGGAGGUCAACUUGGAACUGGAGGACAACUUGGAGCUGGAGGACAACUUGGAACUGGAGGUCAACUUGGAGCUGGAGGACAACUUGGAACUGGAGGUCAACUUGGUACCGGAGGACUUGGAACACUAGGGGGAGGUGGUGGAUAUUCUCCUUCCUCCAAAGCCGCCAAAUAUGGUAUAACAGGGACUGGAGGACAACUCGGAACAGGAGGACAGGUUCUACCAGGAGGACAGCUUGUACCAGGAGGCCCAGGAACAGUAGGCAUUGGUGGUGGAUAUUCUCCUGCUUCCAAAGCUGCCAAAUAUGGUUUACCAGGAACAGGACAACUUGUACCAGGAGGACCUGGAGGAGUGGGAACACUAGGGGGAGGUGGUGGAUAUGCUCCUUCCUCCAAAGCUGCCAAAUAUGGUAUACCAGGAACAGGAGGUCAACUUGUACCAGGAGGACAACUUGUACCAGGAGGACCUGGAGCUGUAGGAACACUAGGGGGAGGUGGUGGAUAUGCUCCUUCUUCCAAAGCUGCUAAAUAUGGAACAGGAGGCCAACUUGUACCAGGAGGUCAACUUGUACCAGGAGGUCAACUUGUACCAGGAAGACAACUUGUACCAGGAGGACAACUUGUACCAGGAGGACAACUUGUACCAGGAGGUCAACUUGUACCAGGAGGCCAACUUGUACCAGGACCUGGAUCAGUGGGUGGAGGUGGUGGUUAUGCUCCUGCUUCUAAAGCUGCCAAAUAUGGUUUACCAGGAACAGGAGGACAAGUUGGAACAGGAGGACAAAUUGUACCAGGAGGACCUGGAUCAGUGGGUGGAGGUGGUGGUGGAUAUUCUCCUGCUUCCAAAGCUGCUAAAUAUGGUUUAACUGGAACGGGAGGUCACUUGGGACCAGGAGGACAACUUGUACCAGGAGGACAACUUGUACCAGGAGGACAACUUGUACCAGGAGGAUCUGGAGGAAUUGGUGGAGGUGGUGGCUAUUCUCCUGCCUCCAAAGCUGCUAAAUAUGGUGUACCGGGAUUUGGAGGGCAACUCGGAACGGGAGGGCAGCUUGUGCCAGGAGGACCUGGAACGUUAGGAGGAGGCGGUGGAUAUUCUCCUGGUUCUAAAGCUGCAAAAUAUGGUAUCGGGGGCCAAACAGGAGCUGGGGGCGGAGCAGGUGGAGUAUACAAUCCUGCCGCCGCCGCCGCUGCUGCUGCUGCUGCUGCCAAAGCUGCUAAAUAUGGUCAAGGCGGUGCAGGAGGCGGGACUUACCCAGGAGGGGCAUACCCUGGAUCUCAGUUAUUCCCGGGAUAUGGAUCGUUAGCAUCUGGUGUCAAGCCUCCUAAAUAUGGAGCUCCACAACAAGGCCUGGAUGGACUGCAGAGGGGAACAGGACAGAUACUACCUGGAUAUGGUGCUUAUGGAGGAGGAGGAGCUGGGAUCAAACCCCCAAAAUAUGGAGGAGCUGGAACCGGUUUAGGAUUUGGAGGAAUGUUGACCGGUGGAGGAGCAGGACGAGGGCCUUUUGUGCCAGGAGCUGGUCAGUACCCUACAGGGGCAAAAGCCGCUAAAUACGGAGUGGGACCAGGAUUUGUUCCUGGUCAAGCAUAUCCUGGUGGUGUAAAACCACCAAAACAUGGAGGCAUUCUUGUGCCAGGAGCGACUCCAGAAACCGGAGUGGGGGAUGUUCAAAAUGGAUCUCUCGUUCCAGGCGGUUUGCCGUCCAAACCAACAAAGGAUGUCAGUCCUGAUGGAACUCCCAAACCAGGACCUACGCCUCUUGCUCCCCUUAGCAAGGCCCAAGAGCUCACACAGCACAGUGCAGUUUCUGGUGGAAUUAUACAACCUAGUGCAGCUACAAGUGUCGGUGGAGGAGGACUUCCAGCGCCCUCUGGACAAGGACAGACUGGUGUCGGUGGAAAAGCCCCUAAACCAUUCCUACCAGGUGUUGGAGCAGGAGGCUAUCCCUACGGUGGGCCCUAUGGAGUGCCGUUUGGGUCAGGUACUGGUACUGGGCCAGGAUCUGCACCACUGCCCGGAGCAAAGCCUUUAAAACCUCCAAUGACGGGAGGUGGAGGAAUCCCUUUGACGGGAGGAUACGGUCCAUACCAACACGGUUAUGGACAGGUUGGACAACUAGGAGGUGGUGUUGGAGCUAAACCACCCAAACCAGGCUAUGGGAAUUUGGGAGGUGUGUACCAGCCUGGAGUGGGUCCUGGUUAUGGAAGAGAAUAUCCCCAGCAGUUCUAUCAAGCCAAAGCAGCAAAGUACGCCCCACUGCAGGGCUUUCUUGGUGGUGCAGGAGGAGGAGGAGGAGGAGGAGGAGGUGGAGGCGUCUACAGAGGUAAACGUCUUAACAUUUCUUCUCCUUUUCAUAAAUUACUGCAAGCUUUAGUCAGAAAAGAAUCCUGGAUAAAUCACAGUGUGUGAAGUGUCACCACCCUGCUGCCAGUGUGUUCUUUGAGAUGAAAGUGUGUUUGCUGUUUGCUUGCAGGGUGCCAGGGCAAAUACUGUGGGAGGAGGAAGUAAAGGAAACCUUGAGAUCCGUAGACCUCAAGAAACCAUGGUGCUACUGCAUGAUCUAGAAUGUACAUUUAUAUUCAAACCAAGCCCCUUAGACAGUAGAUGUCUGUUUUACUUUACUUGACUUUAGUGUCCAUUGUCAUGCAAGCCCACCGACCAGGAAUUUUGUACAAGAUCUGAUGUGACAUACUGACAGUGCCUUAAGUCAUGUUGUAUUAAUCAACUUUAGAUUAGUAUGUGUGUGCUAGUAUGCGAGUGUUCGGGCACAUAAUUGUGUUGUUGUAAUAAGGACUUCUCUUGCUCUUCGUCCCCGUUUGGCCCAGGUGCACAGAGGUUAUCGCCUCCACUUGAGGAGGACGGCAUGGUCCACACUUGGCCAGUCUCUGCACCUCUUCUGGCUCCCCGUUUUCUCUGCUGCUAUUUUUAGGCCUGCGCGGUGUACGGCGGACACCGCGGCUCUGGCCAACACAUAUGUUCUCUGCAGCAUUGCCAAGCUCAGCCAAUGCACAUUUCAGAUUUGGCUGAUUUUUCCAAAUGUUUCUUUACUCCCCAUACACAGACAGUAAAGUGUGUCUGAUUGCUUAAUGUCUGUUUCCCAAUGUGUAGGAUAGUCCAAACGCUAUACCUUUUGUUUAGCUUCACCCAUCAUUUACGCAACAUGAUUACUUAACUUGUUUUGCAACAUCUUUUGACUCAUAGCUUUAUUGUUAUUAGGAAAGUGUGAAGCUAAAAGAGAAUCCUCCUUCGCUUUAGCAUUUAUUCGCUGUUAUUAACUGUAGUACAAGCUAACCCUUUGACGGAGGAGCUGCCGGCGUGACAUAUUUGUAUUUACUUGAGCUGCUUUCAUAAAGGCUUUACUGACCAGAGGUUCCUGAGCGCUGUUGCCGGGCGGCCCCGUCUCUCUGUAGCUGUACUGUAUUUUGUACUAACUUGAUGUUAGCCUGCUUCAGUUCCUUCACUUGGUGCUGUGUGAGAACUGUCUUUGAGCCAUGCUGGGUCAGACCUUGUCCUGUGUGGCGUGGGAUACUCUUCAUCUUUAUUUAAAACUGUUUUUAGAAGGAGGAACAGUGUGGUUUUGCACUUUUUAUAUCUCGACGGCACACAUGUGACUCGUUCCCAGAUCUCCCAGCAUUGUAUUUGCUUAAACAAGUAACAAAAUAAAAAAAAAUGUCUUUAAAGAACCUACGUCUUCCUGUUUGAUACCUUUCCAUUCUCCAUAAAACUUUAUUAGUAUUCUUUUGAAUGAUGUAUCACUACAAACUAUUUCCGAUUGAAAAUAUGAUGAGUCUGAUGCUGUAUGGUGACUGUAAUAAAAAUCAAACAUCAGAUUA
Messenger RNA from Oryzias melastigma (Indian medaka), 6046 nucleotides. RefSeq names its product elastin a (gene elna). Gene Ontology annotation, molecular function: extracellular matrix structural constituent. Bases 1158 to 4622 code for a protein of 1154 amino acids. NCBI's taxonomy places the organism in Eukaryota, Metazoa, Chordata, Actinopteri, Beloniformes, Adrianichthyidae. The transcript has 48 exons. The record is from RefSeq and is a predicted model, not a curated record.